UCGCUCAACUUCAAAAUACUUUUCUUUUUUGUCUUUCAACUUUUAACCAAAUGAUGUGCUUAACCUACUUAGAUGAAUCUCUGAUCCAUUGAAUGUAUUAUUACCCUCUAAAUAUCUAAUCCAAUUUAGUAAAAAUCUUUGCUGUGGAGAUAAAGAGACACGUAGCUGCCACAACUUGGCAACCAAAUAGAGUAGGUGACUGACUAGUCAGGCGAAAUUGCUGAGAGAGUUAGCAUCAAAUGGCGGAACCAAACCAAAUGGAAUCAACGCAACUAGCUUCCAAAAUAUGCAAUCAGAUAAGUUCUGUGUUCUCCACAACCACCACCACAAAACCCCCAGCCUUAGACAUACUUGUCCAAGAAAUCACCGCUUCUUCUAACGGCAACGGCCGUGUAUUCCUCUACGGCGUAGGCCGUGAAGGACUAAUGUUAAAAGCCCUAUGCAUGAGGCUUUUCCAUUUAGGUUUAUCAGCUCACUGUGUCUUCGACAUGACCACUCCCCCAAUUGGACCCACCGAUCUCUUAAUCGCUUCUGCUGGUCCAGGUGGGUUCUCAACCGUUGAUGCUAUAUCUAAAGUGGCCAAAUCCAACGGUGCACGUGUGGUGCUUCUGACAGCUCAGCCUGAUAAGGGAUCUUCGGUGGAGUAUGCGAGUGUUGUUGCGUAUAUACCGGCGAAGACAAUGGCGGAUGAUGAUGACAAUGGAGACAAGGAGGAGGAAAGGGAGGUGCUUCCUAUGGGGAGUUUAUAUGAAGGAGCAAUGUUUGUGUUGUUUGAAAUGGUGGUGUACAAGUUGGGUCAAGUUUUGAAGCAGAGUCCUGAAGCUGUGAGAGCUCGCCAUACUAAUCUAGAGUAACUGCAACAGAUUCAGGUUUUGAAGUUUAUGAGUUUCUGUAAUAAAUUUAAGUUUAUGUAUUUAUAAAUAUUUGGGAAAUUUCUAAAUGCAUAUUUAUAAGCAAAAGUUAUUGAGUUCUCCUUGAACCCAUAACCAAAAACUGUAGAUCCGUUCCUGGUAUUGAAGUUAAAACAUUUCCGUUGUAUUUGGUUCUUGAGCUAAGCUGCAAGUAUAUAUCUUAUGUACUUGUAAUG
Messenger RNA from Lycium barbarum (goji berry), 1087 nucleotides. RefSeq lists its product as uncharacterized. NCBI's taxonomy places the organism in Eukaryota, Viridiplantae, Streptophyta, Magnoliopsida, Solanales, Solanaceae. Gene Ontology annotation, biological process: carbohydrate derivative metabolic process. The record is from RefSeq and is a predicted model, not a curated record. Gene Ontology annotation, molecular function: carbohydrate derivative binding; isomerase activity. The transcript has a single exon. The coding region runs from base 240 to 854 and encodes 204 amino acids.